Molecule: messenger RNA, 963 nt
Organism: Scophthalmus maximus (turbot)
Lineage: Eukaryota; Metazoa; Chordata; Actinopteri; Pleuronectiformes; Scophthalmidae
Gene: lrrc51
Product: leucine rich repeat containing 51
Exons: 5
Coding region: 298-840 (180 amino acids)
Molecular function (GO): protein binding
Source: RefSeq, a predicted model, not a curated record
UUUUUUUUACUAUGGUAGAGAUUAUAGAAUUGUACCUGACAACAGCAAUUGAUUUAAUUCUGAUUGGGUAUUAUUUGUAUUUAUUUUUUCACCAAGGGAGGCAAAGCCAUGUCAAGCUUCCUUUGAUGGCUGGUUUGAUCUCACACAAAACUGCACUAUAUUUAUUCAUUUAACACACACAUAGAAUCUCACACUGAAUGGUGGUUUAUUGUCAUCACAUGUAGCUCUUUCUCCCUCCUCAAAUUCCUGAGGAGGCGCUGCCUCCCCUGACGAGCUGCGACUGUCUAGGUGUUGAAAAUGUUCGGAGCUCCAGUGGAUUUAUCUUUUAAUGAUAUCGGCAAUUUGGAAGAUGCCUGGACAGAAGAACCCAGGAGUGGUCUGCGGCCCAUCAAGAGAACUUCAGAGUCAAAGUACCAAAGCCACUGCCUGCGUCUUAAUAACAACAACAUUGUUGAACUUCAUGGCCUCCAGAAGACUAUUAAAUACUUCCUGGCUGAGCCAUUACAGCUUGCCUGGCUCGACCUUUCAUUCAACAAAAUCACUCACAUAGACCCUAUUUUGAGUGAGCUGCGUGAACUGCACGUGUUGUAUCUUCACGGUAACGGCAUUUAUAUUCCGUCAGAGGUAGAGAGACUGGGAGUGCUGCCACAUCUACACACCAUCACUCUACACGGAAAUAUCAUAGAAGCCGACAAAAAUUACAGGAAUCACGUGAUUACUACUCUGCCUCGGUUGAAGACCAUGGACUUCAGUGCUGUGACACGGCAGGAGCGAAUCAUGGCAAACCUCUGGCAUCAGAGCAACAGCCGCAGCAGACGUGGCAAGAAACCUGCCCAGUGACUGCUGGUUCAUUGGCACUGUGGUGUGUUGAAAUCAGUUUCAUCAAAAUUUACUUGUCCACUGCAGAAAAAUCUCUGAAAUAUUUAAUGAACUUUAUCUGGUGAUAUCAGAUUUUUUCUUCUA